UAUCUUUCCAUCUCUUCAAACCCUCCUCAUAUAUAUAACCAAACCACCCAUCAGUAUUCUCCAUAAGUUCUUCCUUCUGCACACGUUUUAAUUUAGGCCAGUUUUUGUAUUUGUAAUAUACACUGAUCAAAAGAAUGGCAAUGGGUAGAGUAUCUUUAGAAAAAAAGUUCCAUGUAUUAGCAAUUGAUGAUAGCAUCAUUGACAGAAAGUUGAUUGAGAGACUCCUCAAGAUUUCUUCUUAUCAAGUUACUAUUAUGGAUUCUGGAGUAAAGGCUCUUGAGUUUCUGGGGCUGCUGGAUGAUGACAAUGGAAGCAUUGAAUCUACCUUUACUUCUACGACACAAAAUCAUCAAGAAAAAGUCGAUUUAAUUAUUACAGAUUAUAGUAUGCCCGGAAUUACUGGUUUUGAUCUCCUGAAAAAGAUCAAGGAAUCGAAGUCAUUAAAGAACAUCCCAGUUGUGAUAAUGUCAUCAGAAAAUGUUCAAUCUAGGAUUAACAGUUGCUUGGAGAGCGGAGCUGAAGAAUUCUUGCUGAAACCAGUUCAACAAUCUGAUGUUAAUAAACUUAGACCUCACUUAUUGAGAGGAAUGCCUGAAUCAAACUCUUUUGGUUAUUAGCUUGGGAUAGAAUGUUGAGAGACUAGUCUAACAUUUUCAUAUAGGUCGAUAGAUUUACUGAUUACUUGGAGUAACCCCCUUUUUGACUCUGUAAAUGUAAA
Messenger RNA from Olea europaea var. sylvestris, 718 nucleotides. Its product is annotated as two-component response regulator ORR9-like. The transcript is spliced from 2 exons. Lineage: Eukaryota; Viridiplantae; Streptophyta; Magnoliopsida; Lamiales; Oleaceae. The record is from RefSeq and is a predicted model, not a curated record. Gene Ontology annotation, biological process: cytokinin-activated signaling pathway; phosphorelay signal transduction system. The coding region runs from base 135 to 617 and encodes 160 amino acids.